This is a messenger RNA of Fraxinus pennsylvanica, 1023 nucleotides long. NCBI's taxonomy places the organism in Eukaryota, Viridiplantae, Streptophyta, Magnoliopsida, Lamiales, Oleaceae. The record is from the annotation of a GenBank genome assembly.
AUGUUUGAAAAUCACAAAUGUGCUCCUUCACGGUUUUUAGCGAUUUCGUUGGUGUUGCCAAGGAACCUGUUCCAGUACACCCGCCUGCACCAGCCCCUGCACCCCACCACAAAGGCCAUCACCAUCACCACCACCACCCCACGCCACCCUCAAGCCACCCACCAGUUAAACCUCCCACUUCACCACCAGAACAAUUACCACCAUCUCAAAUCACCCCACCACAAGGGCCAUCACCACCAUCACCACCACCCCAUGCCACCCCCAAGCCACCCUCCAGUUAAACCUCCAACUUCACCACCAGUAAAGCCUCCUACCCACCCUCCAGUUAAGCCUCCCACUUCACCACCAGUCAAGCCUCCAACACCACCAGUCAAGCCUCCAACUCACACUUCACCGCCAGUCAAGCCUCCAACACCACCGGUCAAGCCUCCAACUCCACCGGUCAAGCCUCCCACACCACCAGUCGUCAAGCCUCCAACUCCACCAGUCGUCAAGCCUCCCACUCCACCAGUCAAGCCUCCCACUCCACCAGUCGUCAAGCCUCCAACUCCACCAGUCAAGCCUCCCACUCCACCAGUCGUUAAGCCUCCGAGCCACCCACCGGUGAAGCCUCCCCCACCCACCAGGAAGGCGGUGGCUGUUCAAGGUGUUGUAUAUUGCAAGUCCUGCAAAUACAGAGGGGUUGGAACCCUCAUUGGAGCCUCUCCACUUGCUGGGGCUGUGGUAAAGCUACAGUGUAACAACACCAAGUGGGGACUCGUUGAACAAACCAAGACAGACAAGAAUGGUUAUUUCUUGUUCAAGCCAGCUAAGCUGACAACAGCUGCAUUUCACAAGUGCAAGGUGUUUCUAAUUUCAUCACCAUUGGCUACAUGCAGUGUCCCAACCAAUAUGGGAAAUGGAGCCUUUGGUGCCAUCUUGAUACCCAGCCGCAAGCCACCGGUUAAGCCACUUCCAUUUCAACUAUUCACAGUUGGGCCGUUCGCUUUUGAGCCAGCCAAGAAAGUGCCAUGCCACCUCUAG